AUAUUGUUGAAUGGCGCAACAAAUCCGCGUCGAUUCUUCUCUGUUCUUGUGCAUAGCAGCGCGAAUUUGACCCUGCUCUUCGGCGCGAUAGUUACAGUCGUCAACAAACAGCAGCCGGCUUCGAAGCAUAAAGCAGUACUUCAAGAUGAUGUCAACGGUCAGCCUUGUGAUUCCGUUUGCUCUCGGCUUGAGCGCCGUUCAAGGUUUAGUGUUUCCAAGUGGGCAACGAAUCUCCGAGCAGAAGUGUUCCCAGUAUCGGGAUGCAACGAUCAAGAAAACGACCCUGAUUACACUGUCCAUCCGGCCGACGUCGAUUGUGUUCGAGGACUACAAGUGUCCGAAUGUGUUGGAACUAAUCGUGGGCGGUGAGGAAGCCCGGAAAGGUGAAUUUCCCCAUCAAGCACUGCUCGGUUAUCCCUCCGAGGAUGAUCCGAGGGAGAUCACGUUCAAAUGUGGCGGAACGCUCAUAAGCGAGAGAUAUGUGCUGUCCGCAGCCCAUUGCUCGAUCGGUGGAAAACCAACGGUCGUAAGGUUGGGUGAAAAUAAUUUACUAGAUAACGAAGACGAUCAGGUUGAUUUCGACGUUGAUGAAUUUAUUCGACAUCCGGAGUAUACGCCCCGCCGGGCGUACCACGAUAUUGCUUUGGUGAAGAUGGCUCAGGAUGUGUUCUUCACCAAGUUGAUUCGACCGGCUUGCCUUUGGACAGGGCGUAGUUUGAAUUUCUCCUCUGCCAUCGCCUCUGGAUUCGGAAGGACAGAGUUUGCUGGUUCCACUUCCGAUGUUCUCAUGAAGGUGCAGCUGGAUGUUCUCGAUAAGUCUGAUUGUAGCGCUCUCACCGCUAGUGGAAAGUUUAACCAAGGAAUUUCCGAUGGUCAAAUGUGCGUUGGAAGCCGAGCAGGUGGUAAGGAUACCUGCCAGGGAGAUUCGGGUGGUCCGCUUGUAACUUUAACCGAUCAGAAGGGAUGUGUAUUCCACCUGUUCGGCAUAACAUCCACCGGGGCUGCAUGUGGAUUCGGAAAAUCACCGUCGAUAUACACCCGAGUGGCAUAUUACAUUGAUUGGAUCGAGGAAAAUGUUUGGGGCUCCGAAUGAGAACCAAUGAAUGGUUUUAUUAAUUUAACCCUUAUAAAAAUAUAUACUCAUUUUAUUGACAAACAUCAUGAAAAAUAAAAUAAUUAGUUAUUACUUACUGUUA
This is a messenger RNA of Toxorhynchites rutilus septentrionalis, 1196 nucleotides long. RefSeq names its product serine protease snake-like. Lineage: Eukaryota; Metazoa; Arthropoda; Insecta; Diptera; Culicidae. Gene Ontology annotation, biological process: proteolysis. The record is from RefSeq and is a predicted model, not a curated record. Gene Ontology annotation, molecular function: serine-type endopeptidase activity. The transcript is spliced from 4 exons. Bases 146 to 1093 code for a protein of 315 amino acids.